UUUCCUCAGACAUUGAACAUAUCCUGCUGUCAAGGAUGCAGCCUGUGGGUGUGUGCGUGAAAGUCACUGAUAUGACCGACUGCCAGACACUUCCUCUCUCAACAUGCCUGCAGCGAUGUACCUCACUCUCCUGCUUACCCUUGUCACGGUGACGAUCUGCAGUGAAACCACAGCUGUCCCUGAAACUGCAGGAGGUGAAUUGACAACCACAACUGCUUCACAUGCAACUCUCAACUUUACAACAUCAUCCAGUGCAGUAACCACCGCUGUCACACCCCAGAAUCAAACAGCUACACAGAAUACCACUGAAGCUUCUUUAACUUCACCACAGACACCCACAGCAGAGAAAACCAGUCCAAGUAGCCCUCCUCUGAACACAACGACCAGCCAAACAUCCAAUGAGACUGUAACCGAGGAGCAGGAAGUCCCAUCAACGACUCUAAAUGUUACAGCUGGUACCUCGACAAACACAACCACUUCAGCUCUUUCAGACAACAAGGACAAUUACAACUGGGCAGCAAAUCCUGGCCUUGUGGCCGUCAUCUGCAUCUUUUGCAUGGUCUUUGGCCUCUUGCUGGUGGUUAUAAUGGUGAAAUGUGUCAGAUCAUCGAGGCCCAGCUUUGAGAGGUUGGAAGAUUUGCCCUUGGGCAAAGUGAAUGAAGCUUCUCCCUUUGCUCAGUACUCAAAAUGACAUUACACUGGACAACAAAGGGACAGAAGAGCUCUGUCUGCAGUUCGAUUCUGAUGUUUCUGGGCUGUAAAACAAGAUUACUACUGUCUACACCACACAGAAGGGCCUCCAAGUUUAAACAUGUAAUUGUAGAUUGCACUUUUAUCAAUGCUAAUGAAACACUCCUGGAUCAACUCUGAUCUGAUUACUUGGCUGCUGGUAAUUCGAUUGCUUUAUGGUGACUCUUAAUCAAAUAAAACAUGACCUUUUCUCCCGUUCUUUCUUUUGAGAUGAGAAUUGGUGUGAUUGUAAAAAAAAAGUUAAAUGUUUUAUGUUGUCUAAAUGCACAAAAGCCUUUGGGAAUAAUAACUGAAGUUAUGCACAUGUCAGUUUAACACUUUGAAUGUUUGUAAAGCUUAUAUUACCCUGAUUCUCACAAAGGUGUUUUUCAUUUUGCUUCAUUACAACCAAAAACUUUAUUGUAUUUUAUAAGGAUAAUUCCCUGAUAGAUCAAGUAGCAAGACCGAUCAUUUGAAGUGCCAAAACUGAUGCAUUGUUUUAACUUUUUUUUUUUUACAAUUGAAAAUCUAAAGAAAGUAUAAAUGUCUAAAGUAUAACCAUGAUAUCUGAUGGUUUUCUUUAAGCCCCAUAUUUUGCUCCAUCCUUGGUCUUAGAUAAGUGAUCAGAUCAGAUAAUUGCCCAGUAUCUGCUAAAGGCAAACAUUCCCACACCAUAAUGCAGCCACCGCAUGUGUCUACGGAACAGUGUCUUAAGAGUUACACUCAGGUAGAACCUCUUUACCAAAUAGGGCCUUAAAUGGUGACAUUAGACGUUAAGGGAUAUCAGCAUAAAAGUGUCAAAAUACAAAUGCAAUGCCAGUUUUCAUGUUUUAAGAACAAAAGCCUGAGCUAAUCCUGUUUUUCCCCCUUCCACUUUAGAUAUGUGUUACUUUGUAUUUGUCUAUAAUAUAAAAACCCAAUACAAAACAUUAGUUUUUGGUUGUAACAACAAAUAAAAUAAAAUAAAAGGUUAAAUCAUUUAGUAAACGGCAUUGUAGUCCAUAUAUCUGUAUAACUAAAAAUAAUGCAUGUUGGGGUUAGUUUGAAAGCUUAAGUUUUACUUUCAUUAUUUUUGGUUUAAACAAAUCAACAUCGUUUUUUUCCCCCCAAACAUAUUUACAAAAGAAAUCAUUUCAAUCCACCCACAGUGGUACUAAAAGACUCUGCGGCUUCCAAAUAAAGAAAAGAACAUAAAAAACCCUCAAGGGUUUUUGUAACAUCAUAUUCUGUUUUACCUUUAAACUCACAUGAUUUCUGUCUUUAUUUUACCUCUUGAAAUAAAUCCCAUUUAAUGUCAACAUUGUUAACAUACUGUGCGUAGUAUGUAUGCUGCUAUAGUACGGACUUGAUGUGAUUAAUGAAUCGAAGUAAAGUGCAGCUGUUCAACAUCGGUUAUUCAUGGGUUUCAAUAAAUCAGUGCUGUUAAAAAUA
Molecule: messenger RNA, 2160 nt
Organism: Cyprinodon tularosa
Lineage: Eukaryota; Metazoa; Chordata; Actinopteri; Cyprinodontiformes; Cyprinodontidae
Product: integumentary mucin A.1-like
Exons: 4
Coding region: 104-691 (195 amino acids)
Source: RefSeq, a predicted model, not a curated record